AUGUGCCAGGUACAAGUAAAUGGAAAAGUAGUAGAGAUGAUGAUCGACACAGGUGCAUCUGUUAACCUUUUAGAUGAAGCGACUUUUCAUCGAAUUGACUGUGGUAACAAACUCCUAGAGCAUGCUCACAGCAAGAUUUACUCUUAUGGAUUUGAUACUCCCCUGCCACUGCUAGGAACACCUUCAAGAACUAUCACGUCCAGCAGUAAUAGUACUACCACCCAGUUACAUGUUGUGAAGAGAAACAUGGGAAACCUCCUCAGCUAUAACACUGCACAGAAGCUUGGAUUGAUUACAAUAUCUGUUAACACUACCACUGUCACAGAUGUGAACAAGAACAGCCCAGAGUCUCUACAAGAGGAAUUUGAAUGUUUAUUUGGAGGCAUAGGAAGACUACGAAACAAAAUAGUUAGGUUGCAUGUUGACCCUGACAUGACACCCAGACAGCAGCCACACCGCAGGAUUCCCUUUCAUGUGCGUGGAGACGUUGAAAAGGAGCUUGAAAGGUUAUAGACAUUGGAUAUCAUCGAAAGAGUUGAGGGCCCCACACCCUGGAUUAGCCCCAUUGUUGUCGGACCCAGGAAAUCCGGAGAAGUGCGGAUCUGUGUUGACAUGGGGGACGCAAAUAAAGCAGUCAAGAAAGAAAACACCUCAUGCCAACUAUAGAUGACCUCAUAGCUGAUUUGAAUGGUGCAACUCAUUUCAGCACGCUGGAUCUUUCUUCAGGAUACCACCAACUCGAACUAGCACAAGAAAGCCGUUUUGUCACAACGUUCAGUACCCAUGUUGGACUGAGACGCUUUAAGCGCCUACCAUUUGGAAUAUAUGCAGCAUCUGAAAUCUUCCAAGAAUCGAUCAAAGAACUCCUUACAGGCCUACCCGGAUGUAAGAACAUUUCAGAUGACAUCGUAGUUUUUGGAAAGGGAAAGAUACCCAUGACACGAACCUUCGUGGUGUUCUCCAGAGACUUAAAGACAACAACUUUCGCCUCAACAAGGACAAAUGCGAGUUCUCUAAGAGUGAAAUCAGCUUUUAUGGCCAUAUUUUUAGUUCCAAUGGUGUCAAGCCCAACCCUAAGAAAGUUGAAGCGAUACGCAAUGCUAGCUCACCGCAGAACGCCAGUGAUAUCAAGUCCCUCCUAGGCAUGAUACAGUACGUAUCCCGCUUCAUUCCCAAUUAUGCCACAAUCACAGCCCCAUUGCGCCUUUUCACGCGACAAUACAUGCCCUGUAAGUGGGAGCAGGAACAACAGGCAAGCAAACUACCAAAGUAGAUGAGGAGAUGCAGGCUCUUAUUAAAGCAAUAGAAACUGAUCGGUGGACCAGCCCUGAAGUCCAGGAUUAUAAAAGAUUGAAAGAUGAAUUCUCAGUAUACAAUGGAGUAGCGUUGAGAAUGAACAGGAUUUUCAUACCACUCACCCUCAGAAGCAGAGCAGUAGAAUUGGCACGUUUAGGUCACCAAGGGAUUGUUAAGACCAAGCAACUUAUCAGAGACAAAGUGUGGUUCCCAGGAAUAGACAAGCUGACAGAAGACAAAGUAAAAAAAAAGCUGUCUCUCGUGCCAAGCAGCGACAGCGAAAUCACCACCAACAGAACCUCUUCAAAUGUUCACACUUCCCAGUGCACCUUGAAAGGAAGUUGCAGUUGA
This is a messenger RNA of Porites evermanni, 1647 nucleotides long. The record is from the annotation of a GenBank genome assembly. Lineage: Eukaryota; Metazoa; Cnidaria; Anthozoa; Scleractinia; Poritidae.